This is a messenger RNA of Prunus persica (peach), 1443 nucleotides long. Its product is annotated as F-box/FBD/LRR-repeat protein At3g26920. The record is from RefSeq and is a predicted model, not a curated record. Lineage: Eukaryota; Viridiplantae; Streptophyta; Magnoliopsida; Rosales; Rosaceae. Gene Ontology annotation, molecular function: protein binding. The transcript is spliced from 5 exons. The coding region runs from base 1 to 1443 and encodes 480 amino acids.
AUGUCUAAAGGGAAGGCCACUGAUUUGCAGACUACUGAAUGCACACGUCAAACAGAAGGACGUAAAAUUGCAAUCAAUUUUGGCGACCAUGAUGAGAAGGAAGACAAUUAUUUGCUUGAUGAGAAGGGAGAUAAUUAUUUUAUUGAUUAUACGAGAGAUAAUUACUUGUUUAAGGAGGAAGAUGAUGAUGAUGAUGAUGAUGAUUAUUUUCUUGAUGAUGAGAAGGGAGAUAAUUAUUCGGGGGAGGACCGGAUUAGCGAGCUGCCAGACGAAAUUCUAAUUGCCAUUGUUUCCCUCUUGGACACUUGGGAAGGAGGAAGAACUUGCGUAAUCUCCAAGAGGUGGAGAUUUUUGUGGGCAAGUGUUACAUGUCUGAACUUUGAUCGCAAGGAGUGGGAAUUUACUGAGCCUCUCAGGAAACCAUGCAUUUGUGGUUUGUUUAAAAUCUUGCAAUCGCAUCAGGGUUCAACCUUAGAGAGAUUGAGGAUUGGCUAUUGCGAUUUAGAUAGCGAAUGCUGUCGUUCUGAUGUCGAUAAUUCGAUCGAAAGUGCAAUAUUGCAGAAGAGAGUUCAAAGGCUUGAGAUAGAUGAUGUUCGUUUUUCUAACGACCCUUACAUCUUUCCAGAGAGGCCAUUCAAAACCCCUUUUGGUGUUUCCUGCAUCAAGUCCCUUACACACCUCAGCUUCAACAACACAAACAUACAUUCUCGAAUUGUUUGCCACUUUCUAUCUCACUGUCCACUUCUUGAGCACCUGUGUAUUCGUCGCUCCUCUGAAAUAUAUGUUUUGAAAGUCGUCGGUCCCUCUCUCCGGUUGAAGUUUCUGCAGAUAAGCGACUGCCCUAGCGUAGUUAAAAUCGAGAUCUUUGCUCCUAAUCUCUUGUCGUUUAUCUACGACGGAAGAGGUCCAUACAGAACAGGAAUUGUUAUGAAGCAUGCACCCUCGCUUGUCAUGCUAUCUCUUGCAGAACCUUGUGAUUGUAUAUCCAAAGCUUUUCGGUCGGUUUCAAGUUGUUUUUCUCGUCUGCAAACUCUCAGCCUGCGUAUUGGUCUCGGACAAAGGAGUAUUAUGCUCCCAGAGUCUCCACAAUUAUCUAGUCUCAAAAAGCUAUCUUUGGCGAUACAUAUGGGACAAAAUUCGAAAAUCCUCAUGGAUUUGACUUCCUUGAUAGAGCGAUCUCCUUUCUUGCAUAGAUUGGAAUUACGGUUAAAGUGGAGCGGCUUCAUUGGGUCUCGUAUGGAUACUAUGUUUGCCAUGUACUUAAUUGAGAACUCUCUUGUGCUCGAGAAGCUCAUCUUUGAUCUUCAUAAGACUUAUGAUUUUCUGAGUCGGAAACAAUACCUAAGUAGAAAGACAAUCAAGAAGAAAAUAGAGGCAACAAGAAAGCAUGCUUUGCAGAUUGGGAAGCAACUUCCACCAGGAGCCGAGUUAAUUGUCAUAUAA